AUGUCUCACUAUGAGAAGAUAUCUUUGAUACGAAAUGAGUUGGACAGAUAUAGAGAGAAACCUGAAAGAGAACAGCUUUUGGAAGAAGUUUGUACUUUCAUAGCACAACGUAUUCAACCUCGAAAAGCUAUAUGUUACACGAAUGUAAGUGCAUCAUUGGAUACAAUCGCACAAGAAGUACUGAAUUGUCUCAGAGUGAAGCAUCCGAACCAUUCGAUAUUCUCCACUUCUGAAGAAACUUUUUCCUAUUGGAAAAGCAACAAUAUCGCAGAUAAUCAUUGGGAUAAAACAGAAAGUACGCAGAUUAUGGACACUCCAGGAAUAUAUAUUUAG
Messenger RNA from Nylanderia fulva, 333 nucleotides. The record is from RefSeq and is a predicted model, not a curated record. NCBI's taxonomy places the organism in Eukaryota, Metazoa, Arthropoda, Insecta, Hymenoptera, Formicidae.